Messenger RNA from Macrosiphum euphorbiae (potato aphid), 1002 nucleotides. The record is from the annotation of a GenBank genome assembly. Lineage: Eukaryota; Metazoa; Arthropoda; Insecta; Hemiptera; Aphididae.
AUGUUUGAUUUUUUGAAAUAUUUUUUUAUCAACAUUUUGUUGAUUGUUUGUGUUUGUGCUCUUGAUAUUCUAUUGGAAAGCGAUUCAGUCACCGUGUCUAACAGACUUAAUGAUGGCUAUCAAAACAUUAACGAUAUCGACUUAAAUGAUAAAAAUUACGGAUUGUACCAUACAUCGAAACAUGUGUUUUACUGGCUUUACACGAGAUAUAAUACCGAAGGUGAACUUUUAAACAGAAGUGAACCACACUUGAUCGAGUCCACAACGUUCAAUGCAUCGAAUCCAAUUAAAGUAAUAGUGCACGGUUGGCUUGGCAAUACUCAAGAAAAAGAUAGUCUUUGUAUGUCCAACGUCAAUUCUUAUUUUAAGGUGGGCGAAUAUAAUGUGAUUUGUGUGGAUUGGAAACAGUAUUCGACUGAUUUAUCAUAUUCAGUUGCAAGAUCACGAGCCAAACACAUUGCUCACGAUAUAGCUAAAAUCCUGACCAGGAUAACGUAUGACUUGACAGAAGGGGUUGAGACUUUGCAUUUGAUCGGACACAGCAUGGGAGCUCAUAUUGUCGGAUUCGUAGGGAAAGAAUUGACCAAUAAGAUUCCUAGAAUUACCGGAUUGGAUCCUGCGAAGCCACAAUACGAAAACAAAGGCCCAGCAGACAGACUCUAUAUUACCGAUGCACAUUUUGUAGACAUCAUGCAUACUAAUAGUGGCAAUAAUGGGUUUACAAAAUCAAUCGGCCAUAUCGAUUUCUUCCCAAAUGGAGGAAAGAGACAACCCGGUUGCGGAUUUUCAGACAAAACUACUGGUUCGUGUAGUCAUAUCAAAGCCUAUCAUUACUACGCACACUCCAUUUGGGCCAAAGAAGAUUAUGUUUCGCUUAAAUGUCCCAGUUGGGAUGACUAUAAAGCGCACAAGUGUGACAACGCCAACAGCACUUUUAUGGGCGAGCACGUGGACAUAGAGCAAACCGAAGAUUAUUAUUUGGAAGCGUGGGCAGAAGAUUGA